Empidonax traillii (willow flycatcher) is the source of this 783-nucleotide messenger RNA. RefSeq names its product tektin 5 (gene TEKT5). Gene Ontology annotation, cellular component: microtubule cytoskeleton; sperm flagellum; nucleus. Gene Ontology annotation, biological process: cilium assembly; cilium movement involved in cell motility. The record is from RefSeq and is a predicted model, not a curated record. NCBI's taxonomy places the organism in Eukaryota, Metazoa, Chordata, Aves, Passeriformes, Tyrannidae. The transcript has 5 exons.
AUGUUCAGAGUCCCAACCAUAGUAGGUGCAGAAACAGCAUGGGAACAGUUGGCACAGGAAGAUGCACAGCAUGCCCUGGAGAAGGAACUUUCUGACAAAAACUCAGCCUAUUUUAUUGAUGAGAAGUGCUUUAACCUGAGGAACACAUUGGACAGCAUCAACUUUUACCAUAGAGUGGAAGAAGCAGCCGAGAUUGUUUCAGUUCCUGCAACAAAUUCCUGGGCUAAAUUCAGUGGAGAAAAUCCCAGGUACUCUCAGCAUGCAGGGGCCAACUCUGUCCUUCCCUGAAAGGAUGCAGAGCUUGGACUGGAGUGCACACCUGAGGAGAUGUGGAAUCAUUUAUUCAGCAUCAACUUAGCCUUUAACAAUCGUGGUGCUGAAGUAUCUGAUGCAAAGAACAAACUCCAAGCACAACUGGCCAAGGUGAAAUGUGGAAAUGUGGAUGAAAAGAGUUUAGAAAAACUGACUGAGCGGCAAAAUAUUAAAGAAGUUUAUAAAAUGAGGAGGCACAAGUAUGUUCCUCCCACUACUUUACCUGGCUGCUGCUUUUUGCCUUCAGAUAAUAACCACUGGGUUAGUUUAACCUCAGAAACAACGAAGAAACAAGGCACUGAAGUUUACACUAUAGAUGACAUCAUACAGGUCUUCCAGUGAUGUCAGCAAGAAGCACAUGACACUCUGCAGAUACUGAUCCUCCAAAUAUCAGUGCCAGAAGGCAACAUUUCUGUGAAGGCAAACUCCCUCUUCAUUGACAAGAAGUGUGCAGGAACACGUUGUUCUUAA